AUGGCGUAUAACCAAGGUCCAGGCGGCUACUACCCUCAGCAGCAAUAUGGGAACGUCCCUUACCAGGACCAGAGCCAGUAUCCGGUUCAACAGCCGUCGCAACAAUACCAACAGCAGCAACCACAAUACCCACACCAGCGCCAUGCUUCUCAGGGAGGACCGCCGGUGUCUCUUGAUUCAAGCUGGCAUCAGAGCGUGGAUGGCAUCUCCUACUCAAUAACAAACCGCGACACAAACUCGAUGUUGAAUGUCCGGAUUCCACAAGGUGUCGUGAUCAAAUCCAAACCUGGGGCCAUGAUUCAAAUGUCCCCGAGCAUCGUCCUCCAGGGGAAGAUCAAGUUCAGCAUGAAGAAGAUGUUCACUGGUAGCGAGAUGGCUGAAUCGUUGUAUACUGGACCAGGGGAAGUGUCGCUGGCUCCGACACUGUUUGGUGACAUCACCGCCAUCCCCAUCAAUGGUGACGAGGGAUGGAAUUUGGGCAAAGACGCUUUCCUAGCGUGCACCGGUGAAGUCAUCAGAGAAAACAAGACUCAAGGGCUUGGGAAGGCUCUGUUCAGUGGGGAGGACUUGUUCGUGUACCGCCUCAGUGGAAGAGGCACGAUUUGGGUGUACUCGUUCGGCGCCAUAGUGACACGAGAUCUCCAAGCGAAUGAACAACACAUCGUCGACAAUGGGCACCUUGUUGCCUGGAACUGUCGAUACACAAUCGAAAAGGCCGGCAAUUCAAAGAUGCAUAGCAUAAAGACCGGGGAGGGACUCGUGUGCAGAUUCACAGGCCCAGGGAGGAUUUAUAUUCAGACCAGGAACCAGGACGAAUUCGCAGAGUGGGUGGCCGCACAAGCUCCAAGCGGAUGA
Cladophialophora carrionii CBS 160.54 is the source of this 855-nucleotide messenger RNA. RefSeq lists its product as uncharacterized. NCBI's taxonomy places the organism in Eukaryota, Fungi, Ascomycota, Eurotiomycetes, Chaetothyriales, Herpotrichiellaceae. Bases 1 to 855 code for a protein of 284 amino acids. The transcript has 3 exons. The record is from RefSeq and is a predicted model, not a curated record.